UCUCUCUCUCUCUCUCUCUCUCUCUGUCUGUCUCGCUCGUCGUAGCUCCGAAGGCCAGUCUCCUCUUGCCCUCGGAACCCUAACCCUAGUCCGGGGAACGGACGAAAACAUAACCUUAGCACGAAGGGGCUCCGAUUCGAUCGCCAUUAGCGGAGAGAUCUCCGCCCAUUCGCUCUAUUCACAGGGUGGACAUCCUGAGGGUGCAUUUAAGAGAAAGGAAGUAUCUUACCGUCAGGGCAUCACCUGUCGUAUACUGCAUCCUGAACUUGUAGAAAAUUUGAGUUAUAAGGCUUGGUUGGUGGACACUGGACGCUCUAUCCCUGGGAAUGAAAUUGCUGAAGAGGUCCACAACUUCUUUGGGCAAGACCAAACAUCCCAGAGUCAUCAGUCUACAAUUGGAAAUGGGAGUAGGCCAAAUUUCAAUAGCAAUUUGCAGUCUGGAAUGCAAAGCCAGAGUAAAAUACCCCUGAAUGUUAGUUCAAAAAAUUCCACUACUUAGUCUAUAGACUUUUGGUCUGAUUUUUCACUCAGACAAAUCUUGGUCCAGAUUUUGGUAACAGUCAGCCUAGAAAACCAACAGUUGGGUUUGAAAGGAUUUAUGCAUGCUCUCAAGAUACUCAAACAAGGCUUGAUCAAGCAGAGUUUUUAGAGGAUAAUUCUUUUUCUGAUAGACAUAAUUCUACAUUUAGAGGCUUGGCUACUUUUAAUCCAACAGCUGGGGGAAUGCUCCUCAGCACAGUUCGGGCCUUAUAAAAGAUUCAGAAACAUAAGAGUUUGCUCAGGCUACUGUUAAUUUUGACUUUCAUGGUAGUCAACAGCAGCUCAUUAGGAGCCACCUCCUAGGAACAUUACAACCUCAUCUAAGGCAGCAGCCAGGUUUUAGCAACAUGCAGCUGUGGCAACAACAGUUGAUGUACAAACAGCUACAACAGCUUCAGAGACAGCAGCAACUUCAGCAGCUGGAUCAAGGGCCAAGGCAGCAGAAUCCGCUUAAUCAAUUGUCUUCUGCUGCAAAGCCAGCAGCUAUGAAUCAGUUUCCUGCUCCUAUCAAUGAAAUUCCCAUCAAUGAUGCAUCUAACUAUGCAUGGUCAAAUAAUUUUGUAGGAGGUGAGUCCAAAUCACCUGGCAUUCCUCAGAUGUUUGUUGCUGGUAACACGAACUGGACACAACCCAGUGGCUCUCCUGCCAUGCAAAGUUUGACAAAUGGUAUGAUGUUUCCAAAUGACCAAGGCCAAGCAAUUCAGGCGAUGGGGUUUGUGCCACAGCAGCUUGAUCAGUCUCUGCAUGGCAUGCCAGUCUCCAGCAGCAGAGGUUCCAUGAAUCAAUACUCUCAGUUCCAAGGGAUGCCUAGUGAUAAUAUGGAUAUGAUGACUAAGACAGUUGGAAACCAAGCAGAAAAAGUGUCUAUGCAUUCAGGUCCACUUAGAUCUUUUCAAAGUGGGCAGAGUUUUGCUGAACAAGCUGGUUUGCAAGAUAAUAUAUCAAUGUCUACGCAGAGCUUUCAGGGAAAAAGUUUGUUUGGGAAUGCUAUGGUGCAGAGUGUAAGUAGUAGUGUUGCAUCAGGAAAUUUUCAGCAAGCGAAUCAUUUGCAGCGCAGUUUUCAGUUCCAGAAUUUUCAAGGUAUGCAGGAGCAAGCUGAUUUGUCAGGCGACUUGCAUGAAAAACCAGCACCACAAGUAGGACCUUCUCAUGAUGUAGCAAGUUUAGAUCCGACAGAACAGAAGCUCUUGUUUGGUACUGAUAAUGAUGACAAUUGGGGAUUUUCUUUUGGAAGGAGUGUUGACUCUUGUACAGGAGGCUCUCUGCAUGGAAAUUCAUUGGACAAUGAUUAUUGUGGUGCAUUUCCAUCUGUCCAGAGUGGCAGUUGGAGUGCGCUUAUGCAGGAGGCUGUACAGGCUUCUAGUAGUGACAUGGGGCAUCAGGAAGAAUGGAGUGGCCUGACAUUCCACAAAAGAGAACCCUCUAUUGGAAACCAUUUGGCUACACCUAAUGACAAUGGGAAACAGCAAGCAACAUGGAAAGACAAUAACCUGCAGAACACACCUUCUUUAACUUCAAGACCUUUGCCUUUGUUUAACAAUGCUGAUGCAAGCACAAGCCUUUCUACUGCCCCUGGUUUUCAUCAUUCUUUUACAUCUGUAUAUGAACAAAAUGAUAAAGUACCAGCUGAAGCUUCCCAUGAGUCCUUCCAGCAGUUAGCUAGAGAAACACAGAACAAGCAGUCUCUUCAUAAUCAGAAUCAAAAGCAGUUUCUUGAGGGUGGCCUCCAAUCACAAAUGCAUACAAAUGACGGUGUUGGGGCUGGGCAAUCACAUGGGCAGAUGGAAAACAAUUCAUGUUAUGCAACAGUGGAGUCUAAGUCUCAUAACAUGCAGGGUGCUUGGACUCACCAGCAAAACAUGCCUUUGUCAAAUACUACUACUCAGUCAAGUAACAAGCCAAAUGGCUGGAACAUGAAACAUUCACUGGUUAAUGACGACACUAAGUAUGGUCAAAGGAAUAAUACAAAUAGAUUUAUGAAUAUUGAAAGGAGUUGUGAUGGCAGUGUGUGGAAGGUUAGUGGAAAUCAAGUGACUUUGACAGGUGGACCACAGUCGGUGAAAUCUGACAUUGGCAGUCCCCAGAUGCAAAGCGAUGCUUCCUGUAUGGGUAAUAUAACUAGUGUUAUGGAUUCGAGCACUUUGAGAGUGAAUCAGGAAAUGAAUCAGUAUCUAUUUAAUAGACAUCAGAUUGACCGUGGAAAACAUGUUGCCCUUGAUUCCUUUGUAAAUUCUGCAAAUGAUGAAAAUGUGGGAGGAAACCAGUAUAAUAGAAGCAGUGGAUCACAAGCUUGGGAAUCAACCAGAAAUAAUGCUGGAAAAGAAUUGGUUGAAAACUAUGACAGCAAGCAUGAACAUUCAAAGGUGGUUUCAAAUGAAGACUAUAUGUCAAACCAUUCAAAUCUUGGGCAGCAUAGAAGUAGUGGAGGUGCUGCAAGGGAGAGCCCCUUGUCAACUGAAGAUGACCCCCAUGCUUUGGGUAGUGGCAGCCAAAAAUCAUUCUGUCAGUCUGGUCAACAAACUCUGGGGUCCCACAUGCUCCAGUAUCCUCAAAUGGAAAGUAUGGGGAUGAAUAUCCAACCAUCUAUCCUCCCUUUCCAGGCAUCAUACCCUCAGGGUCUGCCUCGAUCAGUGAUCCAAGGAUCAAAUCAGGAGCAAAGAUAUAUUGGGCACUCACAGUUUGCUGGACCUGUUGCUUCAAACAAUGUCAUUGGCAUGGCGAAGGGAAACUUUAGUAAUUUAGAGAGAAGUCCAAAAGGAGCAGAGGACAUGCAAUCUAGAGGUACUGUACCAAACCAUGACUCUACUGGGUAUGCUUCCUUUGAUGGAUCAAGUGCUCAAGAUUCUCAGAAUAAGGGAAUUGGUCACACAAGUCAGGAUAUGCUUGAGCUUCUUCACAAGGUGGACCAGUCAAGGGAUGUCAAAUCUAUUGCUACAUCUGAUAUAACUGAAGCAGCUGUUUCUGAUAUCUCUGCUUCUCGUCCUCAACUUGUUCAGUCUUCUGCCUCACAAGGUUUUGGCUUAAGAUUGGGUCCACCAUCCCAACGGCAACCAGUUUCAAACCAGCCUUCUCAGACUUCCUUACAUGAUUUUAGUAGUAAGCAACUUGACCAUGAAUCAAGGAACAAAGAUCGAACAUGGUUAGCUUCUAUGGCUUCAAUUCAACCUCUGCCUCAUGAAACAUCUAAAAUAGAAAACUGGGACACUAAAUGCAUUGUAACUGGACAUACAUGCAGGGAAACCUCACAAUCAUAUAGUCAGGUCAACUCAUCAUCGGCAGCUGCUUUAGAUCUUUCUCAUACUGGAAUCCAGUCGCAGCAGCAGCGGCAGCAACACCACCUGUCUAGAGCAUCUGGAAAUGAGACAGUGGAGCUAUCUGCAAAAGUUUCUCUUGGCAGUCUGGCUAAUGUAAAUUCAUCCAUUAAAAAUAUUCCUCUCAGACAGCAACAUGAAUCUCAUGACAGAGUUUUAGCUGAUCAACCUUUUCAGGCAUCAGUGCCUAAUCUGUCUGGAAGGAUUCCACCUUUUAGGCUUGCUUCCUCUGCUGAUACUCAUGCACCUCCUGCUUCACCGUUUUAUUCUGCACAGACAGAUCAUUCCCAACCAAUGGAUGCAGGCUUUUCUCGUACUGGAAAUUCAGGCCAGCAACUCUCUGUAGUAGACUCUGGAUCAGGUUCGCAAUCUUCUACAUCGGGGAUGCCUCAGCAAGUUGGCUUCUCAAAAAUGUUGCAUAAAGUAUGGACAAAUAUAUCAGCUCAACGUCUAGCAGGCAUCCAGCCUCGCAAGCUUACUCCUGCUAUACUUCAGUCCAUGAUUUUAUCUAGUAAUAACAGGAGUGCAGGUCCUUGGGGCCUACAGAAGGCGGAUGAUCAAAAACAAAAGGGAGAAAAUGCUCCAUCUGAGGCUGGUACAUGUUCUGUCAAAUCACAGCAAGCCAUCUAUGGAGACGAACAUCCAGUCAUGGAUAGUUCCUUGCAACAAGUAUCUUCUGAGGGGCUGGAUGUUGCUGCAAAGACAGGCAUUGCAUCCCAAGGGCAAGAACCCAUGCGAAAGCAUAUGUUAGAAGGAAGUCCUGCUGUCUCGAUUUCGUCCUUGGUCCGUCUUCAUCAGCAAGAUGCCAGCAAGGGAAAACAUGGGCAGGACUCAGCAUGCAACUCGCAGAUGGUGCAUGUUCCUCUUACAAAUGCUGCCUCUUCUAGCGGUGAUGUUGGGUUGUAUUGGCACACUUCAGUACCUUCAGAUGUUAAACAGCAAAAUUACUCUCUGUUGCACCAGAUGCAAGCCAUGAAAGGUGCUGAUUCUGAUCCAAGCAAGAGGGCUGGAAAAAGGCUUAAAGGGUCUGACCUUGGUUCUGAUGCUUCACAGAUGGACUGGAAAGCAGGUCAGGGGCUUGUUUAUGGACAGAAUAUGGCCUUCAGGGUUCCAGCAGAUAGUGAACUGGGUGCAACUUCGCACAGUUCAUUUGCAUCAGAUGUUAAAAUGCUCAGCUUUGCUUCAAGGGACAAUGAAGCGAGAAGUGCAAGCAUGUGUUCCCAGCUCUCUGGUAGAGAAGCAUCUUCUCAGGAUAUGCGCAUUGUAGGAUCUCAUGAUCUUCAAAGUCACGUUCACUCUUCUUCUACAUGUUCUACAUCAGGUCUAGUAGGAGGAAGCAAGCAUCCACAUAUUAGUCCUCAGAUGGCUCCCUCCUGGUUUGGGCAGUAUGGAACCUACAAAAAUGGUCAGAUUCUUGCAGUGUAUGAUGGCCAGAGGACUAUAAAACCUGCCACACAGCAGUUUCAUUUCCCAAAAGUUUCUGGGAGCAUGGAUAACAGUUCCAUAGUAGCUCAAAGAAUGGAUAGAGGUCAUCUUGAUGGUCUUGGGCGAAGCACAUUAUCCACAGCCAUAGCUGCCAACGAAUCUUCUCCUGGUUGCCUCCCUUCUGAUGUCAUGGACCAUGAUAUAGUUCUGAGAAAGAAGCGUAAAAGUGCAACAUCAGAGCUUCUACCAUGGCAUAAAGAGGUUACACAUGGUUCCCGAAGGCUGCAAACUAUCAGCAUGGCAGAGCUGGAGUGGACUCAGGCUUCCAAUAGGUUAACUGAAAAGGUGGAGGAUGAAGCUGAGAUAUUAGAGGAUGGUUUCUCAGUGCCUCGACCAAGAAGAAGACUAAUCUUCACAACUCAGCUAAUGCAGCAGCUUCUUCCUGCUAUACCGGCAGCAAUUCUUAAAACAGAAACAACUUCAGCUUAUGAAAGUGCAACAUACUGUGUUGCUAAAUCAGCACUACUAGAUGCAUGCAGCUUGAUUGAUUGCUCAGGAAGUGAUUCCAGCAUGCAGUUGGACAAGGAAAAUAUGAUAUCUGAAAAACUUGAGACUUCGGAGAAAGUAGGAGACAACAUUUACUCCAAAGUCGUCGAGGACUUCAUUGGAAGAUCGAAGCAGCUGGAAAGUGAAUUUUUAAGGUUGGACAGGAGGACCUCCAUGUUGGAUGCACGACUGGAGUGCCAGGAGUUGGAGAGGUUUUCCAUUGUCAACCGUUUAGGCAAGUUCCAUGGCCGGAAUCACACUGAUGGAGUUGAGAGCUCAUCGACUUCGGAAAAUGCCUCCCGCAAAACAUUUAUGCAAAGAUAUGUUACCGCACUUUCCAUGCCUGGAAAUCUUCCUGAGGGGGUUUUCUGUUUGUCACUCUAGAUCAUUUAUUAAUUGAUUUCCUUUCCUUUUUUUUUUUUUUUCAACCCCUGCCCCAUGCUUUUCCACUCCCCAUUUAUAACAUUCAUAGGCACAUACAUGAACAUGAAACAGGGAGUGCGGGGGAGGAGUUACGUCCCAUAUAUAUAAUAUGAGGAAGCUAAGGCAACCUCAUAGGGGGUGCCCGCCUUUGAAACAAGUGCUUCUUGUGUUUUCUUUUACCCAAAGCACAGGUCUCUGUAUAUUCAUGAAAUUAAGGUAGGUUUGGUUUCACAUCAUUUUCUGGAUGGAGACAGAGUUUAGCACCAUUAGAUAUGUCUCACAUCGUUUUGAGUCAAAAUGGAUAAAUUGAAAAGAAAGCUGAUUGAAGAACUUGUUACUCAGAGAGCAAGUUUCAAAUGUUUUAUUAAUAUGCAAUAGCCAAUCGAAUUCUUGUACAA
This is a messenger RNA of Elaeis guineensis (African oil palm), 6643 nucleotides long. RefSeq lists its product as uncharacterized. NCBI's taxonomy places the organism in Eukaryota, Viridiplantae, Streptophyta, Magnoliopsida, Arecales, Arecaceae. The record is from RefSeq and is a predicted model, not a curated record.